AUGUUACAAAUGUUAUCAACCAUGUCUAAUUUGCCCAUUGUUGCUGGUAUUAAUACUAUCAGUGCUGCUGCUGGCACCGCCACAGCCCCUACCACCACUACCGCAACCACCACUUCCUCCUCCUCCGGGUCUGGCAAUACCAAUGUCGCCAAUACUUCUUCUUCUUCUUCUGUCACUGAAACAACAACUUCCUCCGGUCUUGCAACAACAGUAACAACAGGUAAUGGUGCUAUGACCAAUUCUGGUAAUUCUUACCAAUAUUAUUAUGGUGGAAACAACACUUCCAAUACUAUUGAUGGAAAAUACGCACUUCCUUCUAUUUAUUUCACCACUCAAGAUUCAUUAAAUACUACUGUUAAUCAUACCUACAAUAAUUCUUAUUCAACUUCAACCGUUUCUGGUGCUGUCACUCCACAAAAUUAUCAACUUGAUUAUUCACAAUCCUCAACUGGAAAUGGCAAUUAUCAAUUUACAUUAUCAAACCAACAAUUAUCACCACAACAACCAAUACAACAACAACAACAAUAUAAUCGAUCAUAUUCUAAUUCAUUAAUGCCCAACUAUCAUUAUACCAACUCCUCCACUACUAAUAACAUCAAUACUAAUGUUGGAUCUAACACUUCACCUCAAUUAUCAAAUGAUAAUACUCCAAAAUUUCCAACUAGUCCCGUAUUAAUUCCUGAUAAAGACAACAACAACAACAAUAGUACCAACACUAAUAAUGUUCUCGUUUCAACAUAUCCUUCAAUGACAAUGAAUCAAACCCAACAACAACAACAAUAUCUUCAACCAUCUCAACAAUUUCAAUAUCUGUACAAUCAAUAUUAUAUGCAACCCUAUUAUUACCAACCUCAACAGCAGCUUCAACAACAACAACAACAACAACAACAGCAACAAGUUCAAAAACCAGUAAAACCAGAAAAGUUGCCCCAUAUAUCACUAACAAACAUUGAUUAUUCUUCAUUAGUAUCAUAUACUGUAUCACCUUCAUUGAAACGUAAACGAAGAACUUCAAAAAAAUCUUUAUCACCAUCAUCAACAUCAACAUCAUCAUCAUCAUUAUCAAUGAUGAUAAAUCAUGAUUCAACAGUCACCACCGGUACCACCACCACUGGUACCACUACACGUUCAUCAUCAUCAACCUCAACUUCUUCUUCUUCUUCUAGUGUUGUUUCUAUUGAUUCAUUUCCUUGUCCUCAAUGUAAUAAAAUUUUCCAAAAACCUUAUAAUUUGAAAUCUCAUAUGAAAACUCAUUCUAAUGAAAAACCAUAUCAAUGUAAUAUUUGUUAUAAACGAUUUGCUCGACUGCAUGAUAAAAAACGACAUGAAUUAUUACAUCAAGGAGAAAAAAAAUUUCAAUGUCAUGGUUAUUUAAAAGAUGGUAUAACAACUUGGGGUUGUGGGAAAAGAUUUGCUCGAAGUGAUGCAUUAAGUCGACAUUUCCGAACUGAAACAGGAUGGUUAUGUAUUAGACCAUUUAUGGAAGAAGCUAGACAAUUAGAAGAAGAAAAAAAACAACAACAACAACAACAACAACAAUCUAUGCACCAGCAAGUUCCUGAACAAGUGACUGUUGGUGUUGGGGUUGGGGGAGAAUUUAAAUUUAAUGAUGAAUAUUAUGAUAAUUCUAAUUUUAUUAAAAAAUUAUUACAAUCUAAUAAUAAAUAG
Molecule: messenger RNA, 1668 nt
Organism: Candida dubliniensis CD36
Lineage: Eukaryota; Fungi; Ascomycota; Pichiomycetes; Serinales; Debaryomycetaceae
Gene: CRZ2
Product: Crz2p
Exons: 1
Coding region: 1-1668 (555 amino acids)
Biological process (GO): regulation of transcription by RNA polymerase II
Cellular component (GO): nucleus
Molecular function (GO): DNA-binding transcription factor activity, RNA polymerase II-specific; RNA polymerase II cis-regulatory region sequence-specific DNA binding
Source: RefSeq, a predicted model, not a curated record